Diceros bicornis minor is the source of this 4233-nucleotide messenger RNA. RefSeq names its product protein O-mannose kinase (gene POMK). The record is from RefSeq and is a predicted model, not a curated record. Bases 812 to 1864 code for a protein of 350 amino acids. Gene Ontology annotation, biological process: protein phosphorylation; protein O-linked glycosylation; carbohydrate phosphorylation. Gene Ontology annotation, cellular component: endoplasmic reticulum membrane. The transcript is spliced from 7 exons. Gene Ontology annotation, molecular function: protein kinase activity; carbohydrate kinase activity; ATP binding. NCBI's taxonomy places the organism in Eukaryota, Metazoa, Chordata, Mammalia, Perissodactyla, Rhinocerotidae.
GCCUCCCGGGGGCCCGCCGCGCCUGUCCGGGGCUCGGCCCGAGUCUGCCCCGCGCGCCCCGCCGCGCGCCCGAGCGGGACUGGCGGUGGCGCCCCCGCGGGGCCGGGCUGCGGCCCCGCUGCCGCGCUCGGGCGCGCCGUGUGAGCGCAGCGGCGGCGCCCCGCUGCAGAACAGCCGUCAGCCGUUCUGUGCUCGGCUUGUCUCCUCCGGCCUCUGCCUGUCCUGCGGAGCCCGGAGGGUGAGUGAGCCCACAGCCGGGGUCUCGAGAAGAAUGAUGUCGCUGUGCCCUGUGCUUUAGUGGCAAAAGGGGAUUCUGCUCGUAGAUGGUCUGGAGUGAAGACUCGGAACCUGCAUUUCUUGCGAGUUCCUUGGUGAUGCUGCUGUGGCAGGUCGAGGGACCACAGUUUGAGAACUACUGACACACCAACUUGAGGAAAGGAAAAAAGAUCCUCUUUGCUGUGUGGAGAAUGGAUUGGAAAAGAGAAAGAAGUGGGAGACCAUGUAGGAAAGCGUUGCAGAAGCCCAGGAAACGCUGCACUGAGUGUUCUUCUACAAAAGAGUCCAUUAUUUCUGGAAUUGCCUGUAGAGAGGCAGCGAGGUCGCUCUGCUGACCCUUCCCUGCAGCCUCCCUGGCCUGGGUAACUGGAAGAAUCGAGCUGUCGCUGACUGAGGCUGUGAGCACCACGAGAAUGAGUACUUUCAAACCAGUGCCCGGGGCCAACCAGAACACUGACUGACCCAGGUGUCUGGAUGGAGACCUGAGCUGCGAGAAGAAAGACGCUCCUGGAAGGAAAUUACAGAGGCUAACAACAUGGAAAAGAGGCCCCAGGAUGGUAGAAUAGGUCCCCCCCACAGAGAGGUGCCCCCGGUGGUGGGGCUGCUGCUGGCCAUGGCCCUCAUGAACGCGCUCCUCUACCUCUGCCUCGACCGGUUCUUCAUUUCCCCUCGACUGUCUGCUGUGGACCCUGGCCACUGUCCCCACGGCUACUUCAGAAUGGGACAGAUGAGAAACUGCUCACCAUGGCUGUCCUGUGAGGAGCUGAGGACAGAAGUGAGGCAGCUGAAGCGCGUUGGGGAAGGAGCUGUGAAGAGGGUCUUUCUGGCAGAGUGGAAGGAACGCAAAGUUGCUCUCUCACGGCUCACCAGUCUGGAGCUGAAAGACGAUUUCCUCCAUGGGCUGCAGAUGCUGAAGUCUCUGCAGAGUCAGCACGUUGUCACGCUGCUUGGCUACUGUGAGGAAGACAACACCAUUCUUACUGAGUAUCACCCCCUAGGUGCCUUGAACAACCUGGAAGAAACACUAAACCUUUCCAAGUACCAAAAUGUGAACACGUGGCAGCACAGGCUGCAGCUGGCCGUGGACUACGUCAACAUCAUCAGCUACCUGCACCACAGCCCCCUGGGCACACUGGUCAUGUGCGACUCCAGCGACCUGCCCAAGACGCUGUCCCAGUAUCUGCUGACGAGCAACUUCAGCAUCGUGCUGAACGACCUGGACGCCCUGCCCCUGGUGAACCGCAGCUCCAGGAUGUUUGUGAAGUGCGGCCACAGGGAGCUUCAUGGUGAUUUUGUGGCUCCAGAGCAGCUGUGGCCCUAUGGAGAGGACAUGCCUUUUCAUGAUGAUCUCAUGCCCUCGUAUGAUGAGAAGAUCGACAUCUGGAAGAUUCCAGACGUUUCCAGUUUCCUUUUGGGGCAUGUCGAAGGCAGUGAUAUGGUCCGAUUCCAUUUGUUUGAUAUUCAUAAGGCAUGCAAGAGCCAGACUCCUGCGGAAAGACCCACUGCUCGGGAUAUCCUGGACACUUACCAGAAGGUUCUGAAUUUACUCAGAGACACCAUGAUGUCUCAGACGAGAGAAAUGCUAUAAAAACCAGUCCAGUCUGUGAAGGAUGGGAUUUAAGGAAUAAGUGGCAUAGUUGCAGCAGUUCUGCCCUGACAGUAAGGUUUCCGCCGUUCAGCCGUGUGGUUCUUCCUCUGCGUCCAUGUGCACAUGUGAGUGUUCUGCCUCUCCUGGCAACCUGGAGGAAGUUGAUAAGCAAGAGCAAACCCAGCUUGAUUCAAGUCUGGCUUUGUUUUCUAAGGCUGCUCUCUCCCAGGGGAAGAUGCAGAGAAGCGGGAAUCUAACCGGUAUCUGAAAAGAGCCUUCACCUGCCCUAAUAACUGAAUUUGCAAGCUUGUAAGAAAUGUAUAUAGAGAGGGUUUUUAAAUGGCAGUAUAUGAAAGAAACAUACAGUAGUUCUCCAAAGAAUAUUUUUUCUUCACUUUUUUAGAUGGUAAUCAACAGACAGGGUCACGGGAGUGUUGGUGGUCUGUUUCACGUAGUAUCGGUGAGUCAUCUUUACUGUUCUGAAUAAUUGUUCUGUGAAGCUCCUGUGCCAUCCUCUUUCCAACGAGCUGAGGGAGAACUAUGAGAGCAUGCUCUUGGAAAUUUUGAAUGGAUAAUAUAUGUAAAACAGCAAGUGCGAGGGAAAUGAAUUUAUGUUACUGCCUUGGAUGGUGCUUGUACAAGUCCUGUUUACCUUCCAGCUGGGUUUUCUGUGUCGAACAUUAAUUAGUGUGAACAUUUUACGUCAGCAGUGUCACUCAUCCUUGGGAAGUGUCAAGCUCUUCCACCUGAGUUGCAUGAUUGAAUCCUUCAAAAAGUUCUUUCCUUGGUCACUGCCGUCAUCACUUGCAGGGCGUGAUGGAGCUGGUGCAUCUUAAUGAUUAAUAAUGUGGUUACGGCCGACAUUGAGGGGCAGAGACGCUCUGCAGCAGACUCUGCCUUCCCCUGCACUUGAGCGGUGUCAGAAUCACUGGCAUCGCUGGAGCUGGUUCCCACCCCGGAGUGUCUGACUCAGGGGGUCGGAGGCGGAGCCCAAGACUCAGCAUUUCUACCUGGUUCCCAGGGGAUGCUGGUGCUGCUGGUUUGGGGACAACAUUUUGGGAACCACUGCCCUUAACUGUCAGGGAGGACCCCACAGGCAGUAGGAUAGGACAGAGCUAUCAGUAUUAUCCCCUAUUCUGCUUCCCGUGGUUGAUUGGGUCCUGUGGCUGAUCAGAGAAUGUGCUCGCCCAGAGUGUUUUGUCACUUUUUGUUGUAAAAACACUGCCACAACCCACUAGGGUGGCUGUGAUGAAAAGGGAGGACAAUAACGAGUGCUGGAGGGAUGUGGAGACUCGGAGCCCUCACACACGGCUGAUAGGGAUGUAAAAUGGUGCAGCUGCUCUGGAAAACAGUCUGGCAGCUCCUCAAAACAUUAAAAAUAGAGUUCCCAUGACCCAGAAGUUCCACUCCCAAGUAUUUACCCAGGAGAAUUGAAAACAUGUCCAUAAAAAAAUUUGUACACAGACGUUCACAGCAACAUUAUACAUAAUAGACAAAAGAUGGGAAUAAACCAGAUGUCUGUCAGCUGGUGAAUAGAACAAGACAAUGUGAUAUAUCCAUACAGUGAGAUAGUAUUCAGCCAUAAAAAGGAAUGAAUUACUGAUACAUGCUCCAACAUGGAUGAACCUUGAAAACGUGCUAAGUGAUGUUGGAGGAGGUAAUUGAAUGGACGUGACCUCCAGUUGACCCAAGAACUGGGCGUUUGGAAGCUCCUCACCCCUUCCCCUGUCCUUGGAAUGUAUACUUUCCUCACUGUUCGCACAGUGGGAGUCAUUUCAAGGACGCAACCUUGAGAGAGCAGUGUAUUGUCGAGACCAUCUGGACGGUCUACAUGACUGAACCCCAUUAAGGCCUCUACAUAAACUUUUAAGACUCUGGUGGGCAGUGAAAGGAUCAUCUUGUGGCUGCUCAAGACAAGCAUCGUAAGUAUAUUCCCUCACUGAUUAAACCUGCCCCCUACCAAUCUAGAGUGCCUGCCUCUUUCUUCCUUCUCUCUUUGCCCUCUGUGUAUGGAGCCAGUUUGUGAUCCAACAAGUGAAAGAGGCCAGUGGCAAAAGACCACAUGUUGCAUGGUUCCAUUCAUAUGAAAUGUCCAGAAUAGCCGAAUCCAUAGAAAAUAGGACAUAGGUUAGUGGUUUCCAGGGGCUGGCAGGAGGUUGGGGGUAAAUUAUGGGGAGUACUUGUUAAUGGGUACAGAGUUUCUGGGGUGAUGAAAAUGUUCUGAAAUUAUGUAGUCGUGAUGGUUGCACAACUCUGAAUAUACUAAGUAACACUGAACUGUAUAAAAAGGGCAGAUUUUAUGGUAUGUGAAUUAUAUCUCAAUAAAGCCAAAAAAACCUCACAUCUGUGACAAGUAUCCCGUGUAUCCU